Brienomyrus brachyistius is the source of this 2255-nucleotide messenger RNA. It is a transcript of the gene entpd3, whose product is annotated as ectonucleoside triphosphate diphosphohydrolase 3. The record is from RefSeq and is a predicted model, not a curated record. Gene Ontology annotation, biological process: nucleoside diphosphate catabolic process. The coding region runs from base 220 to 1713 and encodes 497 amino acids. Gene Ontology annotation, molecular function: GDP phosphatase activity; UDP phosphatase activity. The transcript is spliced from 11 exons. Lineage: Eukaryota; Metazoa; Chordata; Actinopteri; Osteoglossiformes; Mormyridae. Gene Ontology annotation, cellular component: plasma membrane.
CACUCCUCCUUGAUGUCAUGAAAUGCUGCUUGAUGGCAGGGAACAACAGCCGAUCCAGAUGUUACAGAGACACCAGGGAGCAUCUUCUGUGUUCAAGCUGCUCGUCACUAACGUCUGCCGUCCUGCAGAGGAGCCACGUCUGACUCCAUCCUGUCUCAGCGAGUACCAGGCAGAGGAGCGCGGUGAGCGAAGCAUUCAGCUUUAUCCUUCUCUGAGGAAAUGACCUCAAGGCUGGCUGUCUCUCUUGCUGGCUUCCUCCUGCUCGGGAGCAUAGCUAUCAUCAUAGCUGUGUCAGUCAUCCAGGUUCACAAAACAAAUUAUUUGUCACCAGGCCUUAAGUAUGGGAUCGUCCUGGAUGCAGGCUCCUCACGCACCACCGUGUAUCUCUACCAAUGGCCGGCAGAGAAGGAAAAUAACACCGGGGUGGUCAGUCAGACCCUGAAAUGCCGAAUAGAUGGUCCUGGGAUUUCUAGCUUUGGUCAGGACAUUGAUCAGGACAGAAGCACCUGGCACUCCAUGAAGGCGUGUAUGGCACAAACCCUGGAAACGAUCCCUCUAUCCCAGCACAAUUCCACCCCACUAUUCCUAGGGGCGACAGCUGGAAUGAGGCUGCUGAGGUCUAAGAAUGAAAGUGCUUCUGAUAAAAUCCUGCUGGACAUCAGGAGGUACCUGCAGAGCUUACCCUUCAGCUUUGGAAAUGCCUCCAUCAUCUCCGGUGAGGAGGAGGGCCUGUAUGGCUGGAUCACCGCCAACUACCUGAUGGGAAACUUCUUGGAGAAGAACCUGUGGAAUGCCUGGGUGCGUCCACACGGUGCCAAGACCAUCGGCUCCCUGGAUCUCGGGGGGGCGUCCACCCAGAUCGCCUUCUCCACCCGCCCGGCUGAAGGGCAGGCGCCCCCCGGAUACACGAAGGUGUGGCUGUACGGUUACGAGUACAGCGUUUACACGCACAGCUUCACGUGCUACGGCAAAGACGAGGCGGAGAGGAAGGUUCUGGCAAGCCUCGUUCGGACGUCGUCGUCCAGCCAAGUGAAAAACCCCUGCUUUCACACCGGCUACAGCACCACCAUGUCCGCCGGGUAUAUCUUUGAGACGCCUUGCAACCAAAAGACCUCAAACUACAACCCAAAACAGCAGCUCACCUUGGUCGGGACUGGGGAUCCGGGCCUCUGCCGGUCCGCCGUGCGAGCAGCGUUUGACCUGGCUUCCUGUCAGGGCCGUUCCAAUUGCUCCUUCAAUGGGGUGUAUCAACCCCCCGUUUCAGGGGAUUUUGUGGCUUAUGCAGGAUUUUCCUACAUUACCGAGAUGUUUGGCCUCAACCAAUCAUUCUCCUUGGAUGCCUUCGAUUCCAAAAUCCGGUCUCACUGCUCGUUACCCUGGAAGACAUUAAUAGAAGGAUCUUCUAAAAAGGAGAAAUACCUGCGGUCUUACUGUUACUCAGCAAAUUUAGCAUAUGUUUUGCUGGUUGAAGGUUACAAAUUUAGCCCAGAGACAUGGAAUAACAUCCGGUUUCAAAAUGAGAUAAAUCAGAACAGCGUAGCCUGGCCCCUGGGCUAUAUGCUGGCCCUUUCCAACAUGAUCCCUGCUGAAGCAAAGCUGGUGCAGCUGCCCAUGGCCACCUCCGUCUUCGCGGGGCUCCUCUUCAUGUUCUCCACGCUGGCCAUCCUCUGCUUCAUGUUCCUGGCCAUUGCCUUGGUGCGGGCUUGCUAUUGAAUGGCCACUAGGGGGCAGCACAUCAGUCUCACCUCUUGGAAGAGCAGGUGCUAGGAACCUGCAUCCCGGAGCAGCCUUGAUGAGUUCGAGGAAUGGCUGGUAAUCCUAAGAUUAAUGGCACAGGUCUGUCUGCUGGUUUGGUUUAUCGGAUGUGCAAUGGCAAAAGAGUAUAUAAAGCAGCAGGUAGGUGGCAAACCUGAGAUUCGCAAUAUAAUUAUCGUUACCCUCGCUUAUGUUCUGAUAACUGUUAGCGUGUUGGACCAUGAUGACCGUACACACCGUAAAAUCAUGUUUCCAAACUGUACAGUGAAAUCACUCACGCACAGAACGCUGCAGUUUGGCCCUGGCUUCCUGCAUGAGAUGCACUGAUGAGGACGGUAAUAGUUCCAGUGAAUGCAUACGAGCUUCCUUUUCCAUUGUAUUUAUAUGUAUGAACCAUUAUAUUGUAUGUCUGCCUAUCAUCGCACUGUAUGUGAGACCAACACGCAUGCUUCUUCAUAGAUAUGAAAUGCAUUCCCAAUAAAGUGAACGAUUGAUCGUAA